CUCAAAAGUUCAGAAGUUUUCCCAAUGCUUCCUUAAGCGGCCGGCGCGCGAGAGACUGAAAAAAGGUGACGCGGGGCCCGGGAAGGCGGCCGGCGCGCUGCCCCCCCCCCCGCCCCUGGUUAUUUGGCCGCCUUCGCCAGCAGUUCGGGGCAGUCUCCUGGAAGGCGCAGGCAGUGUGGCGAGAAGGGCGCCUUCUUGUUUUUUAUUUUUGGCUCUUUUUUUCCGUUUGUGCCUGGAAGUUGUUCUGCGAGUUCCUCCAAGGCGAUUUGCCUCAUCCUCGUCUGAUCCUCUCCCUUCGCAGCGACCCUCUCUCGCGGCUGCCGCGGGUCGCGAGGUGGCAGGAGGCGCCCAAAGAGCUCAAGCCAGCGCAGGGAGAGGCCGCGCGACCGAAGGCGCUGGGAGGCGGCGGCGGCGGCCGAGCCAGACGCUGCGCGGCGGGCCGGCACCAGCUCGGCGGGGCCCGUACUCGGACUCGGACUCAGCGGCCGGCGCAGCGCGGCCCGGCCAGAGCGAGGGUGGGGGGCGGCGGGCGGCGCGGGGCGGCGGCGGCGGCGGCGGCGGCGGCGAGCCGGGGCCAUGCAGGCGCGCUACUCCGUGUCCAGCCCCAACUCCCUGGGAGUGGUGCCCUACCUCGGCGGCGAGCAGAGCUACUACCGCGCGGCAGCGGCAGCGGCUGGGGGCGGCUACACAGCCAUGCCGGCCCCCAUGAGCGUGUACUCGCACCCGGCACACGCCGAGCAGUACCCAGGCGGCAUGGCCCGCGCCUACGGGCCCUACACGCCACAGCCACAGCCCAAGGAUAUGGUGAAACCACCCUACAGCUACAUCGCGCUCAUCACCAUGGCCAUCCAAAAUGCCCCGGACAAGAAGAUCACCCUCAAUGGCAUCUACCAGUUCAUCAUGGACCGUUUCCCCUUCUACCGGGACAAUAAGCAGGGCUGGCAGAACAGCAUCCGCCACAACCUCUCGCUCAACGAAUGCUUCGUUAAGGUGCCCCGCGAUGACAAGAAGCCUGGCAAGGGCAGCUACUGGACGCUGGACCCGGACUCCUACAACAUGUUCGAGAACGGCAGCUUCCUGCGGCGGCGGCGGCGCUUCAAGAAGAAGGACGCAGUGAAGGACAAGGAGGAGAAGGACCGGCUGCACCUCAAGGAACCUCCGCCACCGCCGCCUGGCCGCCAGCCUCCGCCAGCCCCGCCGGAGCAGGCCGACGGCACUGCGCCCGGACCGCAGCCGCCUCCUGUGCGCAUCCAGGACAUCAAGACCGAGAACGGUACGUGCCCCUCGCCACCCCAGCCCCUGUCCCCCGCCGCCGCCCUGGGUAGCGGCAGCGCCGCCACGGUGCCCAAAAUUGAGAGCCCCGACAGCAGCAGCAGCAGCCUGUCGAGCGGGAGCAGCCCUCCCGGCAGCCUGCCUUCGGCGCGACCACUGAGCCUGGAUGGUGCGGAUCCCGCACCUCCACCGCAGUCGGCGCAACCUGCGCCGCCGCCGCCACACCACAGCCAGGGCUUCAGCGUGGACAACAUCAUGACUUCGCUGCGGGGGUCGCCUCAGGGCACAGCUGCGGAGCUCAGCUCCGGCCUUUUGGCUGCGUCCUCGCGCGCGGGCAUCGCACCCCCGCUGACGCUUGGAGCCUACUCGCCUGGCCAGAGCUCCCUCUACAGCUCCCCCUGCAGCCAGAGCUCCAGCGCCGGCAGCUCUGGCGGGGGCGGCGGGGGCGGUGGUGGGGGGGGCGCUGGGGGCGCUGGGGGUACCGGGACCUACCACUGCAACCUGCAGGCCAUGAGCCUGUAUGCCGCCGGCGAACGCGGUGGCCACUUGCAAGGCGCACCUGGGGGCGCGGGCGGCUCAGCAGUGGAAGACUCCCUGCCCGACUACUCUUUGCCUCCAGUCACCAGCAGCAGCUCAUCCUCCCUGAGUCACGGCGGGGGCGGCCAGGAGACCGGCCACCACCCUGCGGCCCACCAAGGCCGGCUCACCUCGUGGUACCUGAACCAGGCGGGCGGAGACCUGGGCCAUUUGGCGAGCGCGGCGGCGGCCGCCGCGGCCGCGGGCUAUCCCGCCCAGCAGCAGAACUUCCAUUCUGUGCGGGAGAUGUUUGAGUCCCAGAGAAUCGGCUUGAACAACUCUCCUGUGAACGGGAAUAGUAGCUGUCAGAUGGCCUUCCCUGCCAGCCAGUCUCUGUAUCGCACGUCCGGGGCUUUCGUCUAUGACUGUAGCAAAUUUUGACCCCCUUCCUUGUCGCGGCACUGUCAAAGCCGAAGUGAAUAGAAUCCCAAAGCAGGAACAGUCGAAAGAAUCCAUCAAUGCAAAAUCGAAACUAAAAAUAUCCAAUUUAAAAUAUGAGAAAUAUUCACCACACCAGCGAACAGAAUCCCUCCCCACGUUCAACUCACCAGCAGCAGCUCAAAGAAAACUAUUUUCUUAAAAGAUUAAUCCAGAGCCACGUCCACUUUGCCUUAUCUAAAUAAACAAAAACGUAAACUGUUUUGUACAGAGACAGCAAAAUCAUGGUUUAUUAAAGGACAGUGUUACUCCAGAUAACACGUAAGUUUCUUCUUGCUUUUCAGAGACUCGCUUUCCUGCUCCUCUCCUCUCCCUUCCCCUGCCUUUUUCCUUGCCUCUCACCUGUAAGAUAUUAUUUUAUCCUAUGUUGAAAGGAGGGGGAAAGUCCCCGUAUAUGAAAAUCGCUUUCUUUUUAUUCAUGGACUUGUUUUAAAAUGUAAAUUGCAACAUAGUAAUUUAUUUUUAAUUUGUAGUUGGAUGUCGUGGACCAAACGCCAGAAAGUGUUUCCAAAACCUGACGUUAAAUUGUCUGAAACUUUAAAUUGUGCCUUUUUCCUCAUUAUAAAAAGGGAAACUGUAUUAAUCUUAUUCUAUCAUCUUUUCUUUCUUUUUGUUGAACAUAUUCAUUGUUUGUUUAUUAAUAAAUUGCCAUUCAGUUUGAAUGAGACCUAUGUCUGGAUACUUUAAUACAGCUUUAAUAUAAAGAAAGAUUUCAGAGAUUAAAAAAAAAAAAAAAAACACUAGGAGUUACCUGUUCUC
This is a messenger RNA of Sciurus carolinensis (gray squirrel), 3045 nucleotides long. It is a transcript of the gene Foxc1, whose product is annotated as forkhead box C1. The record is from RefSeq and is a predicted model, not a curated record. NCBI's taxonomy places the organism in Eukaryota, Metazoa, Chordata, Mammalia, Rodentia, Sciuridae. Gene Ontology annotation, molecular function: RNA polymerase II cis-regulatory region sequence-specific DNA binding; DNA-binding transcription factor activity, RNA polymerase II-specific. The transcript has a single exon. Gene Ontology annotation, biological process: anatomical structure morphogenesis; regulation of transcription by RNA polymerase II; cell differentiation. The coding region runs from base 577 to 2229 and encodes 550 amino acids.